GACAGAAAGAUUCGCAUUUUCAUUAAUAUUUUCCAAGUCGUCACAAAAAAAUUUGGUUUGAUAGUAAAUUGCCAAAUUUCAGAGGUUUGCCUGGAUAUUUUUGCUUGGAAUAAUCGUAAUCGUCUAGUUAAAAGUGUGCACCAGCUAAAGAAAGUGGCAGUAAUAGCUGGAAGCAUUUACCUUGACGCUAGUUUCACUUUUAUUGGCACUGCUCCUAUAAGUGGAAUAUGUACGUCGAAAAAACAGUCGCGUUGUGAGAAAGUGAUUUUUUCCUGCCCCUUGAGAAAAUUAUUUAAAAAAACUCAAAUGAUUUAACUUUCGACACGUUGAAGCUAGUUUUGUAUUAACGGAAUAAAUUCGGAUUGAACAAAACCUUUGUUGUCUGGUGGCUUUCAGUCAUAUUGGUAUUGACUGACUGGAUCACCGUUCGAAGCCAAAAAAAGGGGCAAUAAUCUCAAGGAACAACAACAAUACCAAGAUAGAAACAAAGGGAAUCUGGAAAUAAUAAACUUUAUCAUAUAGAACGGAAGUAAAGCUUUUACAUAUUAGAGAUGGAAUCUUGUGCGGCCGUCGAAAAAGAAGUAGACAAGGUCAUAACCAAGUUUUCGGCAAUCAAUGAUCAUUCCCAGCGGAUUAUAGGGGAUGUAAUUAUUUCUGUAGAAAAACUUAGGGCUUCUAUAGCAGAAGUUCCAUCUGAAGAACAACUUACACCGACCCAAAUAGAGGUACUGCAUGAUGCAAUGGCCAAGGCGAAGGAUAAAUUACAACGACUUACAACGGAACACCGUGAUUUGCAUGGAACGGUGAGCAAAGUGGGCAAGGCAAUAGAUCGAAACUUCAUCGGUGACUUCACUGCCACUUCCCGUACAGAUGUGUUCCAAAGCGAACACAAUGUUGUUCUUUUAAACAAAAUUAUGGCGCAGCAUUUUUACCGUCAAGGUAUGGACGAUGUUGCUGAUACGUUAAUUACGGAAUCCGGACUGACAUCGGAGGAAAUCCAACCGGAACCGUACGCCGAACUACAUAGAAUAUGGGAAGCAAUUCAUAAUCAUAAUCUGUUACCAGCUCUCGAGUGGGCUACACGAUACUCAGCAGAACUGGAUGCUAGAAACAGUACUCUCGAAUUCAAACUGCACCGUUUAGCGUUUAUGCAAAUCCUGAAUGGAGGUAUUCACGCGCAAACAGAAGCAAUUACAUAUGCACGAACUAAUUUCGCUAAAUUUGUAAAGCGCUUCGAAAAAGAAAUCCAAAUACUGAUGGGCACUCUGAUCUAUCUGCCCAAUGGAAUUCAAAACUCUCCGUACAAAUAUCUUAUGGCUCCGGAAAUGUGGGUGGAAGCGGCUGACGUUUUUCUAAAAGAUGCUUGCGCUUUGCUUGGAAUUAACAAAGAUUCACCGCUCUCAGUUGUUGUGAAUGCCGGCUGUACCGCCUUGCCAGCAUUACUCAAUCUGAAGCAGGUGAUGCAAUCCCGGCAAGUUACAGGAAUAUGGAACGGACGUGACGAAUUACCGAUUGAAAUUGAUCUCGAUCCGGAACAUCGCUUCCAUUCGAUAUUUGCCUGUCCGAUUUUGAGGCAACAAAGCUCCGAAGAUAAUCCACCGAUGAAAUUGCUGUGCGGUCACGUAAUCUCUCGUGAUGCUUUGAGUAAAUUGAGUAACGGACCAAUACUCAACAAUACUUUCAGAUUGAAAUGUCCCUACUGCCCAAUGGAACAGUGCCCGUCGGAUGCUAAACUUAUCUAUUUCUAAAGGAAGUUGACCUCGGCUGUAGAUCAAUCCGGCCCCAAUAGAGAAGAAGUCGUUUCGAGGAGUCACGAUUACGGUUAUAGGUUCCCAGUUUAUUACAUGUUUUCGUUAGUUUUGUUUGAUUUACUUACAAAUUUCUACAAUUAUGUUUAAUUCACAAAUAUAAUACACGAGAAUGCAAUGACUGACAUAAUAAAAGAUAUGUGCUAACUAUUGUGGAUGAGCCGAUUUUCAUUUUUCAUCUCAGAUUAUAUUUACCGAUAUGUCCGUAAACACCCGUUAGAAGAAAAAAAAUGAACGAAGAAGCAUUCCGGUUAUACCGGAAAUAAAAUAUUCAAAUAAGAAUAAAACAGAUAGAACUGUGGAAGUGUUUACAAUUUGCUUCCAAGAUUCAAAAACAAUAAUAUUGUUGUUAUUGAAAUGAGCAGACCUUUUCACAGAUGAAAUGCUCGUAUCUCAAUAAAGAUAAUUUCUCCUGUAAUACGUAUAAGAAUAUCGAAAACAUGAACCCAAUAAAAUGAAUGGAUAUCUAGGAGCACCAGUUCGCUAUGCAAAUGAUGACAAGUAAGCUCAUGCAUAGAAUAAAUGGUCGAUUCAGCAUGAUAUAGAAAACGAAUUAGAAAAAGGUUUUUUCUUUGAUUUGAUGUUCUACAUACUUAGUUCCGAUUAUUAUGUCAAAAUAAAAAAAAAUAGAAUAGGAGAACAAUGUUUGCUGCAAUAUAAACUUUUGUUACAAUACUUGAAAUAGAUGGAAAAUUAUACAAAACUUUUAUUUCAAUAAUUAUUAAACGUUUUUCGGUAUGCACAUAUUGUUAGUUCGAAAGAAAAAAAAGGCUUAAUUAUGAAACUGUCGCAAAAAGAUGGGGUUUCAAGUUAAAUCUAAUAACUAGUGUGUGUUUAUGUAAAUACGUUUUUUUUUUCUUUUCCAGUACCUAAUAAAUAUCAUGUAUGAUCUA
This is a messenger RNA of Uranotaenia lowii, 2701 nucleotides long. RefSeq names its product E3 ubiquitin-protein ligase RMND5A (gene Sou). Lineage: Eukaryota; Metazoa; Arthropoda; Insecta; Diptera; Culicidae. Gene Ontology annotation, biological process: proteasome-mediated ubiquitin-dependent protein catabolic process. Gene Ontology annotation, molecular function: ubiquitin protein ligase activity; protein binding. The transcript has 4 exons. Gene Ontology annotation, cellular component: GID complex; cytoplasm; nucleus. The coding region runs from base 552 to 1748 and encodes 398 amino acids. The record is from RefSeq and is a predicted model, not a curated record.